AUGGAGUUCCAAAAGCCCAGUCUCCCACCAAAGGCCCCUAGAACCAGCGCCUUGAAACCUUCAAAUGUGGCCAACACUCCCGACUUGGAAUUUUACGUCCAUCCUCACUUGGUGCCAGACCAGGACCCUUGCAAGGGUAGACUGCUCCGAGCCACGGGUCCCAUCCGAGAAGGCACCAUUCUCCUGGUAGACACAGCAUAUGCCAUCGUACCUUCUGUGACGUCUGAUGCCGAACCGCUCAUAUGCAGCAAUCUCUCGUGCUCUCGCCGUGUCUCGCAAAAUGGCCGUGCCGUACGCUGUGAAAACGCUUGUUUCAAAGACGUUGUUUGGUGCAAUAUCGCCUGCCGAGCCGCCGACAAGCUCCGGCAUGACUUUGAGUGUGCCUGGUUAAAGAGGAACGUCAACAGCAUGCGUCGCAAAGAAAGCGAGUACAAUUUUGCUACUCUCUGGCAUGUCGUUCGUCUGCUCGCCACGUGGAACGCCGAGUUGCACAGCGGCAAUGCUGUCACACAACAUCGGUACCCCUGGGAAGCUCACUUUUUGCGUGGCUGGAAAGCCGUGGACAUGUGCUGUGCGUACCUUGAUUCGUGGCCAGAAGAACAGAUAACGCACUGGAAACGACUGGUCAAUGAGUAUCUGAGUGAUGCCUCUGUUCUGCCGUGUAUGUUAACUGCCGACGAGAUGCUCCUACUGCUGUGCAAGGAAGAAACCAACACAUUUGGCCUUUACCCGAAAGCGACCGGUUCUCAAUCAAUGAACGACAAUGCUACUUCCCGUGGUGAAUCGUACGGUUUCGCCCUGUAUCCCAGGGCCGCCCAAUUCAACCAUUCAUGCUUGCCCAAUGUAUCACACAAACCCGAGGGCCAAGCCAGGAUGGUAUACACAGCUGCGCGAGACAUAUCCAAGGGUGAAGAGUGCAUGAUCACCUACUUUGAUCUUGUGAGGCAGAAGGAUGUAUCAAGUAGACAGAAAUAUGCCCAAACACAGUUUCAGUUCAAGUGUACCUGCAAUCGAUGUUUGGAAGAGGAGGCUGAGGAAAAUAUGGAUAUCAUGGAUUCAUUACCAUUCGGGUUCUAA
This is a messenger RNA of Fusarium poae, 1077 nucleotides long. RefSeq lists its product as uncharacterized. The record is from RefSeq and is a predicted model, not a curated record. The transcript has 2 exons. Gene Ontology annotation, molecular function: protein binding. Lineage: Eukaryota; Fungi; Ascomycota; Sordariomycetes; Hypocreales; Nectriaceae. The coding region runs from base 1 to 1077 and encodes 358 amino acids.